Molecule: messenger RNA, 2478 nt
Organism: Pestalotiopsis fici W106-1
Lineage: Eukaryota; Fungi; Ascomycota; Sordariomycetes; Amphisphaeriales; Sporocadaceae
Exons: 1
Coding region: 1-2478 (825 amino acids)
Source: RefSeq, a predicted model, not a curated record
AUGCCCACCACUAGUCAGCCGGGCUCUAUGCAAAGCCUGAAUACUCAGGAUACAUCCGAUAUACCUGAGGAGGUAAUUACAUUAUCUCGCGAAGCAACUUUUCGUCGGCAGCCCAUGGCGGAAGAAGAAGUUCAGCCACGCCCUUCUCAAUUGUUGAAUGACAAUGAAGAUCUCGAAUCAGUCACGCAAGUCGUUCAAGACGAACGUCGGCAUGAGGUUUCAGAACAUUCCUCUGUGUCUGAACAAUCAUCUGGACUUCCGACUUCCAAUGAGACACCAGGAAUGGAUGUUGGCGCAGAAGUCGAGACUCAACACGAACUCAAUGGGUCUUCACGUUUGUCCUGGAAAGAAUCACUUGGGACAUCCGGAUUGUUCUUUAUCCUUGGAGGACAUGGGGGGACUGUCGCCAUACUAAUAUUCCUGACUUUCAUCUGGUUCGGGCACGGCCAAGCGAGCGAGGGUGUCAGUGCGACACACACCUGGCGGCGUUUGGCGCUGAAUGGAUGGAUCCCACAAGCCGUGACGCUUUGCGCUCUUGCUCUGCGAGUCACCAUCUCUCAACAAUCGGCUGUAUGCACUGCCAUGAUCGCUGCACUAGUCCUGGAGCGACGGUCUACCAAAAAGUCCCACGCAGCGUACUUUUCGGUGGCGAGGGGUUUCAACGACGGGCCAAUGAAAUUACUGAGAAUGAUGUUGGUGCCCCUAAACUCUCAAUAUCUUCAGCAUGCGGAGUUCUGGCUGUUGUUGGUUCUCACGACCGUCACGAUUGGCCUCCAGUUCACCUCGACCAUCCUACUGUCUGAUCUUCACAACUUUGUGAUGGUGGGGGACCUCGAAAGUGUGCAAGUUCCAAGCCUGGUUCGAUUCGAACGUGGUGACUUCAUAAUUCGAAACGUCCCAGGCCAGUACCAAAAUUCUGCUCCUGUCUAUAUGGCGCUUGGAGAAGAACAGCACAGCUCUGAUACCACCCCGUCUUCACAUGGCUUGAGCGAUACUGGCGUCAUAAAAAGAGGUUUCCUCCCAUUUCCCGAAAGCAGCAAUCGCACGUCAGUGAGAUAUUUCGAGGGAAACGCAAUGAUCAUGAGCUCUAGAGUUGCAUGUAUGCGCCCUAACAUCAGCUCUAAAAUUAGUUACUAUGAUGACCAAUCGCCAUAUGUCGCAGUAACGGGGCUACUGCGAUACGCCUUGAGCCUGAGUGAGGCGCACGCAAGCGAUACGCCGCCUUGCAGCAACACCAACUGCCAGGAAACUUAUUUUCAGUGCAACCUGCCGUAUACCUACGACCGUGGUAAUUGGGAAACUGUACCGUGCAUCCUAGAUCCUGUCGGUGGGGCUUUUCGAAACCUCAGCAUGGAGAGAACUUGGUCCUCGUCGGAUGAGCCUUGGAUCGUGAAUUCUAGCAUACAUCUAGUCUUUGCCACGAAUAUGACUUCACCGCAAGUGGCACAACUCUUUUCCGACGAUCAUCACGGAGCUAUCAUACCCUAUCAAGAGUGGAACAACUAUGAAUUUAUGCCUGGAGUCUUAGUGAACUCGACUCUAUGCUUUUCUGCAUUCAACAUGGAGCGAAAGUCCGUGCGGAUGAGCUCAUCAGGACCCCUGGAGGAGCCCGUCAUAGACUGGUUACCAACAUCACUCGAAUACAAUGCAAGUCAAGUGAGAACCUACAUGGGGGUCGACAGGCCCAGAAAGAGUCAUGAGGACAGGGGCAUUUUAGCAAUGUCAAUAAAUGGCCCGCCCGAUGAUGGCCCUCCAGAAAGUCUCGCACAUCGAGUGGUUCAGUUCCUGGACAGCAAUCUUACCAUUUCGGACCUUACAUCCGCAGUUCAGGAGGUCCUGGUCACUUCCGACAUGUCGUAUGGAUGGUUAGCAAAUACAACAGUGCUAACGUGCGACGAUUGUCAAGGUUUUGGCCAAAUGAUACACCCAUUGAACGGAAUGUUGUUCACCGAAAUCAUUAAUACUACCAAUCGUGCCGCCGAUGCCAUACAGAGUCAUCUCACUGUUGUUGCUAUGUCAGUGUACGAGACCUAUCUCAACACCCUAGAGGAGACCCAAGAGGCACUUGUAUCUACAACUCGCACCGUCCUAGCCCCCGGCCUAUGCUCAGCAAAUAGUUGUGCUGGGUUCGUAUCAGUCGCAACUUUGGUGGUUGUGCAAAUGAUCUGCGUGAUGACAAUUACAACGAUCUUUGUUAGGAACGCACGCCACUCAUUUUAUAACAACAUCUGGCAUACAAUCUCGCAACUGGCCAAUCCAGAGCUUCGGGACAUUUUGGAGAAGACUACUAACUCAGGCGAUAAGGCCAUUAAGAAACUUAUUCAGAAGGAUGACUAUCGGGUCAGACUGGUGAAAACACCCCAGACAGGAGAAAUUGGAAUUGUUAGGAUACCAGCUAGUUCGGCAACUUCAUCGGCUUUAGAGAAGCCACCUACUACGGGAUUCAGCGCGAUGAAAAAGAUCACAAGAAAUAGAUAA